AUGGAUGAAAGCAUGUCAGGGUUCUGUAAAAAAAGUAUUCGCGGUGGCGGUGGCGGUAAUGGUGGUAAUAACAAGUGUGGCCGUUGGAAUCCUACUACUGAACAGGUCGAAAUUUUGACGGACCUGUUCAGGUCUGGACUCCGAACGCCUAGCACUGAUCAGAUUCAGAAAAUUUCUACUCAACUUAGCUUUUAUGGAAAGAUAGAGAGCAAGAAUGUAUUCUACUGGUUCCAGAAUCACAAAGCCAGGGAGAGGCAGAAGCGCCGCAAAGUUUCCAUUGAUAUCGACAAGGAGUUCAUCCGUCCAGAUCAUGAGAAGAUUUCUUCUCCAAAAGAAGUGAUAACUGAACUGAGUUCGGAGCCUGCAAGAGUGAUUGAGACGCUUCAGCUCUUCCCGAUAAACUCGUUCAAUGAAUCAGGAGCAGAGAAGCUGAGAUUUUAUGCAAAUGAGUUUUGGUGCAAAGAGAGUACUAGAGGUUUCACUUACAAUACUGUUGGGGGAGAAAUGGAUCAUCAUCCACCUUUGGAUCUACGCUUAAGCUUCUUUUGA
This is a messenger RNA of Argentina anserina (silverweed cinquefoil), 549 nucleotides long. Its product is annotated as WUSCHEL-related homeobox 5-like. Gene Ontology annotation, biological process: plant organ development. Lineage: Eukaryota; Viridiplantae; Streptophyta; Magnoliopsida; Rosales; Rosaceae. Gene Ontology annotation, molecular function: DNA-binding transcription factor activity; DNA binding. The transcript has 2 exons. Bases 1 to 549 code for a protein of 182 amino acids. The record is from RefSeq and is a predicted model, not a curated record.